ACCCAUGUCGACACCGCGCCAUUCAACUUGCGACUUGAUUGCGCGAUGAAUUGCAUAUAAGGGAACGUUUCGUUCUCCUCUCUUUACCAUUUCCACACGUUCAUCAGUGUUACCUCGCGGCGGACGGCCCCCACCCUAGCUACUUUUAGGCACAUUGAUUGCACCUUGAUUUCCCACCGAUAACGUCUAGCACAUGGAAGACAUUCAGCAACAGCUUUCCUGUAACACGCUGCCCUUUCCCUCCAAUCUCCCUCAUACUGCUCGACCAGAAAAUCGACCUCAUGGUGACAAUACUCAUACUCCCAUUCGACAUUCCACUACGGCAGCCACUAUUGCUUCUGGGCUUUUCAAUCGACCACCUCCACGUCAGCUUUGUGUUAGGCACAAAAGAAUGGCUGAUGAAGGGGUGAGUCUAAAGCUUCAAAAGUCUCUUGAUUCCCUGCCUGUCUCAGAGCGGGAAACCGUCAGCACCUUAUGGUCCAUGUUCAGUUCUUCGACCCACGCACACCGGCAGAUCAUCCUACAAGGGUUACUCACCAUGUGUUGUUCAAGUCAACUAUCUCUGCUUAACGAACAAGUUCCGCAAUUACUUCGUAUCGACCCAUUCCUCGCUUUUCCACGAGAGGUCUCCUUGCAAGUGCUGAAGUAUCUUGACGCCACUUCACUCACACGCGCCGCCCGGGUGUCGAAACUUUGGAAAUCUAUUGCGUAUGAUGACAUUUUGUGGAGAAACAUGUGCGAGCAACAUAUAGAGAAGACCUGCACACGGUGCGGUUGGGGACUGCCUUUGCUCGAGAGAAAGCGACUCAAGGCGCGGAAAAUGCAAGCCGCAAGUUCGCCUUCUCCCGGGUUCGAAAAGCGUCAGUCUUGCGAUGGGGAUGGGUCGGCGUCCGGCGGUUCACCUUCGGCCAAACGACGGAAACUAUCUGAGUCUCCAGAUCCCGUGCCACAAUCGAGCCCAGCAGCGUGCAUCUCCGCUGUCCUAGACACUCCGACGAGACCCUGGAAGGAGGUGUAUAGUGAGCGGGUAAAAGUGGAGAAGAAUUGGCGUCAUGGGAAGUACUUCGUGCGGACCCUAAAGGGGCACACGAAUGGCGUUAUGUGUCUGCAGUACAGCGAUACGCUCAGCCAUCCAAAUUUCCCAAUCCUGAUGACAGGGUCGUUCGAUCGGACUGUUCGCAUAUGGAAUGUAGAGACGGGUCGAGAGAUCGGAUGUCUUCGUGGUCAUCAAAGGGCGAUUCGUGCGUUACAGUUUGACGAAGCGAAACUCAUCACCGGAUCCAUGGAUAAGACGCUGAAAAUCUGGAAUUGGCGAACCGGAGAAUGCAUACGCACCCUCGAAGGGCAUGCGGAGGGUGUCAUCUGCCUGACUUUCGAUGACGAUGUGCUUGUGAGCGGGAGCGUUGAUGCUACAGUGAGAAUUUGGAAUUUCCGAACCGGAGCGUUCCAUACGCUUCGUGGACAUCGGGACUGGAUUAAUGCCGUUGUGCUUUGGGAUGGGAAACCUGUCCCAACUCCUGGCGAUUGCGAUGUGUCCGAUAUCGAUUCGGCGAAACUGCUUUUCAGUGCUUCGGAUGAUGGAGCCAUUCGCUUAUGGGACCUGCCGACGAGGGAAUGCAUUAGGGAGUUUACCGGACAUAUGGCGCAAGUACAAAGUAUCAAACUCGCAUAUGUUGAGGAUGACGACGGUGGGUCCGAGAGCGGAUCGAUUCCCAGCCUUCAUCUUGGCCCCCCCGUUACCCGUCCUGUCACUCAUUGGGAGGAAAGGGCCGCAGCGCAUCUAAAUGAGGGAGAAUCUACACCUCUUACUUCCACUGCUGUCGGGGAGCUAUUUUCCCCACGGAAACGUGGCCCCUAUGCUGUUCUGAUGUCGGGAAGCUUGGACAACACGAUGAAGAUGUGGGACAUAGAAUCCGCAACCUGUUUGAAGACGUAUUUUGGGCAUAUCGAGGGCUUGUGGGCCGUUGAUGUAGAUAAAAGACAUCUAGUAUCAGCUAGUCAUGAUCGAACAAUCAAGAUUUGGAAUCGCGAAGAGGCACUGUGCAGGCAUACUCUUGUUGGGCAUCGGGCUGCCGCAACGUGUCUUAAAAUCACCGAUGAUAAAAUCUUUUCUGGUAGCGACGAUGGAGACAUCAGAAUCUGGUGUUUCGCCCCUGAAGGUUCCUGAUUGGCUGUUAUAACCCUGGCCUGGAUUUAGCUCUUUCUAUUUUCCCCUUUGUUUCUCCGUGGAAAAAUUUCGCUGGCAUCAUCACCAGCAUCAUCCCCCCCUUCUGCGCAUCUGUGAUACCGCACAUCAUGAUUUAAGCCUCAUUUUUGGGAAAUUGUAACGUAAUGUUAAUUUUAAUGGAAUCUUAGCUUGAGAUUACGCG
Cantharellus anzutake is the source of this 2369-nucleotide messenger RNA. Its product is annotated as WD40 repeat-like protein. Gene Ontology annotation, molecular function: protein binding. The record is from RefSeq and is a predicted model, not a curated record. The transcript has 4 exons. The coding region runs from base 194 to 2167 and encodes 657 amino acids. Lineage: Eukaryota; Fungi; Basidiomycota; Agaricomycetes; Cantharellales; Hydnaceae.